CGUAGGAGAAGGAUUGAACGGCAACAACAAAUAUGGAGGUGCCUCUGUUUAACUUCACACCGGAGAGGUACUGGACGGAGGAGAAAGAGAGGGCGCUCAUAGCGUUUUUCUCCAAGCAUAGUUGUCUGUGGAACCACAAGUCAGAGAGUUACAAGAACCGACAGCUGCGAUGGAAGACCCUGGAACACCUGAGGAUCCUUCUGUCAGCUCACCCCCCACCUGUUACUUUCACAGUGGAAGACAUUAAGAACAAGUUUAAGAACCUUCGUACCACCUUUCAGCGUCAGUACAAAAUGGUGAAGGCGAACAAGGUGUGCAGGUCGGACGACGUGUUCCUGCCGCAGUGGAAGCACUACCAGCAGCUGAUGUUCCUGCAGGGCUGCUGGGACCAGGACGACGGCCCAGACGAUCAGCCACUCUCGCUGCUGACUGUUCCACAGGAGGAGAGCCAGCCAAUCCUCACCUCCCCGGGGCUGAACAUCUCCUGUCUCCCCACCCUGUCCACCUCUUCGUCCUCCUGCAUCCCCUCCACCAUGAUGGUUAAAUGUUAUUGGACUGAAGAGAGGGAACGUGCACUAAUAGCUUUCUACUCUGAACAUAACUGUCUCUGGAACAAGAAGUCAGAAAACCACAACAACCGUCAGCUCAGACUGAGGCUGCUGGAGGCUCUGAGGAUGCAGCUGUCUGACCAUUCAGUGUCUUUCUCAGUUGAAGACAUGAAGUGCAAGUUCAAGAACCUUCGGACAGUUUUCAACCGUGAAUACAAGGCGGUCCAGGCUAGCAGGGUGUCUGACAAACCCUACGUGUCCAAAUGGAAACACUAUCAGCAGCUGCUCUUCCUCUGCGAGUCCUGCGACGAAGACGACAGCCCAGAUGACCUACAGAUACUGAUGCCACAAGAAGACAUGGAUCCGGAACAUGGAAACCAAACACCCUCUUCCACCCUGAGCAGCUUCUCCUCCAGCUCCACACAAAUCAACAACAUCAAGUUCGAUCAACUCUCUGUUCCCUCCAGCGAUGCCAACACCAGCCCCGCAUACCAAAUCUUCCUCUCUGCGUCUCCAGAUAAUCUCAAACAAGCCAGCCAAACAACUGCUUCCACAUUCCCCGCCACUCCAUCGACUUCACUACCAGACACCAAACCUUGUGUAAACCCCUCCCCUCUAAAUUUUGCCGGUUCAGUUCAGCCGGACAGCAGACUGAGCACCAACUCCCGCUGUCACUGGAAUGAGGCCAAAGUUCAGCAGCUCAUAUCAUAUUACUCUGGGCACAGCUGUCUGUGGAACCACAAGUCAGAGAGCUACAGGAAUAGGCUGUUGAGACAGAGCCUGUUGGAGACGCUUAGCAGCCUCCUGUCUGACAAUGAGCCAGUCCCUUUCACAGUGGAAGACAUAAAGACAAAGUUCAGGAACCUGCGAACCAUCUUCCAACGAGAACACAAGGUGGUGAGCUCAAACAAAACAUGUGGUUCGGAGGACUUUUACCUUCCAAAGUGGAAACACUACCGCGAGCUGAUGUUCCUCUGUGACUCCUGCGAUGAGGACGAGCGACCAGAAGACCUCCACUUCCAUGAACCGCAUGAGUCCAGUCUCCUCCACCUGGACAGCCAUGCUCUUGCCAGCCAUUACUACAGCGCUAACCAAACUGCUACCAAACUGAACAUCACCUCAGGUAGCCUUAAAGCUCCUCCCUCACCCACUCCCCCAGACUCACAGCACUCCUCCCCCUCCUCUUCCCCCUCUACAUCCUCCUCUUACACUGACAGCAGAGUGUCUGGACGCAAGCGAGCGAGCCGUCAUCUCAAGCCCCCCUCCAGCGAGGUGCUAGACAUCAUGAGGACGUUCUGUCAAAGCCAGAUGGUGUCAGCGCAUGCAGGGUUCCUAAAGUAUGUGGAGGAGUGUCUGAACGAGACACCGCCAGACAAAGUGAAGAAACUGAAAAAGAAGAUAAUUGAGACGAUCCACAGCGUGUCAGAGGAGGUUUAAUGUUUCACAGUUUGUGGAGCUCAAAUCAGUCUCACUGAGGUUUUGUUUUUGUCUUAUUCCAAUAGCUUUCUAAUAGCUAUGAUACAAUUUCUCACCAGCUGUCAUCUCAUUCCAUUGCACCUUGUUUAAAACCUGUAUGAGGUUCUAACAGGGUCAGCAUCUGUCUCCAAAACCUCUGCAAUCCACACAAUGAAGAGCAUGUUAUGAUAAAGCCCUCUACACAUAUUCGUGGCAGAAUUGCUUUAGCGGGCGUAAACUGUAGUUUACAUGUAGGGCGAGCAAAGACACCAGCCUGCCAAACAUUUCAGAAGCACUACCUUUGGAUUUUACACCCCACAGCUAAACUCUGUUUUAGUUUUGACCUUGUGUGUCAGUGACGUUUCAUUGUAAACCUAAUCAGAUGAAGGCUGUCCACAAUGUAACCUUAAUGCUACCUGUUAUGGACAAAAAACUAAUUCCAUGUUUUAGAGCUCCCCCUAGUGUAAAACGCCACCAUAAAAUCACAACCCACUCUUUGUAGGAAGAGUACAGCAUAGCUGAAUGUCAGCAGACAGGGCUACCAGGUGUGAAUGGGCAGAUCAUAAAGAAUGGCACUUACCAACUACAAACACCACCUUAAAAUUACAUUACAAUCUAUGCAGGAAUGUCAUUCACAAAAAUUACAUUCAGCCAUCUUUGCAUUAAUAACAUUAAUAAAUAAAAACUUUAAAAAGAAGAAAAACUAAGGGUCCCAAUCAUCUAUAAAUUCAGGACUCUCCAGUUGUUCCAGCGGCAAUCUGGCUGGCAGCAUUCCGGCUGUUCGACACGCAUGCGCAAAAGAGGGCACACGCAGCACACUGGCGUACAGAAGUAAACAUGAAGGCCACUAAUGUCACUCGCAGUAGGCUGGCUUACGGGAGUAAUCAUUGAGACCGCAGCGCAUAAAGUUAGCUUUACUACUUCCAUGUCUACCCUUCACAAUAAAAGCCCGACUUAAAUUCGCUCACAGCAUUUUGCUAAGAGGCAACUCAAUAAAAUAGCUCACUACACUAACGAAAUUUUUGUAAACACUAGAUAUGAAACAAAAAGCCAGACACUAUAUCAUAUUAAGUUGCUGUGAGCUGUAAUACCACUUAUAAGCAGAAGAUAAUGUCAUCUCAUGGGUAAGGCCUCUCUUACUCUGGGCAGCUGCCUCACCCUGCCAAAAUACCUCUGCUUAUUAAAUCCAUACUUUAAUGUUACUUUAUAACCUUAUAAGCCUGUUUUGAGAUUAACACAGCACAGCCAUCAUUUAACGCUGACUGUGGUGAUAUCAACAUGCAAUAUUGAUGAAAAAAAACAAACUAGAAUGUAGUUUACAAAAUAAAAAUUAAUUCUAGUUUCAUGCCUUUCACCUUUUCAUCCCCUCUGUCUAUCUCUCUGUCUCUCUCUCUCUCUCAAGCACACACACACUCACAUCGCUGGUGCCACCUAUAUCCGUGUCUGUAUUCGGUCUGGUUCUGGUGUUUGAUUAAUGCAUAUUUUUGCGGAUUGACUCGCAUAACAGACAAGAGUAUUUAUUAUUAUUAUUGAGAGGACUCGGAGUAACUGCAAAGCUGCAUUUUCAAUCAUUCAACCAGGGGUUAAAGUGGGCUGGAAACCAUCCGAGGAACUGCCCUCGGGCACGUUCGAUUAAGAAGUAAAUUAAUCUAAUUGGCAGUUCCAUACAUUAGAGUUUUAUACUGCACUGGUACAUGCCAUGAGUUCAUGAAUGUGGAUAGUUCACACAUCUGUAAUAACAGCAGAAUAUUUGGAGUGCUUAGUUCACAUGUCUAAUAACAGCAGAACAGUUGAAGUGCUUAGUCCACAUGACUGUAAUAACAGCAGGACAGUUGAGUGUCUGUUAUCUAAAAUACUACAGUCAGUUUUGAAGUGAGGAUAACGUUGGUAGGCACCUGUGUUUUUCAUCAGAUAAUGAUAAGAUACUGUAUGUCAGAUAAAAUAAGUUUCACUAAAAUGACUAUAUUAUUAGUAUUGGUGAGACUAAAUUAACUGAAAUGUUCAAUGUUAUUAUUUAUUGGAAUGAAUGAUUUGGGCACUACUCGCAAAUACAGCAGAUGUUAGUAUUGGGAUGGACCCUAAAGUAUACAGCCUGUGAGGCUGUAAUGCUCAUCACACACCAGAAAACUGUCGGAGGAAAGAAAAAAAGACUUUUAAGGCUUUAAGGCUGUUUUUAAGGCUCAAAUUCAGCAUAAACUGGUCUUUGUCUGCGUCAAGUGGUCAUUCUUUUUGCAUUUAGUUUGCGAGCAUAUUAUAGUUUAGUCAUCCAGUAACAUGCUAACAGCAUAUGCCUAUGUGACCAUAGGCGUAAGUCAGGACCCCCCUCCCCCUAAAAUAUCAGUAAAACAGUGUAUUGUAAAUUAUAUACUGUGUACUUGAAAUAAUUGUGUAAGUAGUAUAACAUUACUGACGCAAAUGGGGCAAAAAAAAUUUUUUCAAUUUAACAUGCAUAAGUUAGCAUCUCAGUCAUAAUAGAGGCAUGAACCAAAGUGUUUGACAAGUGGACAUUUUUAUCUGUUGGUGGAAGAAGACAGGUCAGGAUCACCAAAACCACGUUGUUCAGGACCAUGUUGACUUACAUCUUUGUAUGGAUACCGCUUUUAAUGGUAAAACCACACCUGAAUUUCACCUAACUUCAAUAGAUGGACAUAUUCUUAAAGCACAACAGUAUUUUAAAAUAUGUUGUUGACUGUUUUUGCCAAAACUUCCUCCAGAGAGCCUUUCCAAAAAAUAAAAAAAAAUAAAAAAUCACACAAUGUUUUUAACUUCAGCUUCAUUCCCUGUGCUCAAACUACACUUUUGUCCUACUGUGUGGUUUUAAUUUCACGGUGAUGAGAUCAAUUCCAAAAAGACAUUCUGGCACCAUUUAAGUAUUUUAGAGUUUAUAUAAAUCCAUUUUUAAAGAGAUGUUUUAAUAUUCAGGGCUGUAUUUACAGUAAAAUGUUACAGAAUUUAGUCAUAAAAGAAUGUUACACUUUUGUUUUCUGAAGUGCUGAAAUUCAGAAAAGAUGAUCGAACAAAUGUCUGACCUGUAAUGUGACCCUUUCAUUUAUUAGCGUUAGCCCUUAUGUCACAAAACUAAUUUGGAAAUGUUGAGUUGGAAAACCUGCACUGUCAGUAGGAAAUGAUAACAUAUAAUGUAAAAUUCUAAUCAAACUUAA
Messenger RNA from Perca fluviatilis (European perch), 5164 nucleotides. RefSeq lists its product as uncharacterized. Bases 33 to 1985 code for a protein of 650 amino acids. The record is from RefSeq and is a predicted model, not a curated record. Lineage: Eukaryota; Metazoa; Chordata; Actinopteri; Perciformes; Percidae. The transcript has 7 exons.